AUGGCUCCUUCUCGGGAGAUCGUAGCUCGGUUCUCGUCGUUAUCAGCUGCCAAGUUCCCGAGAGCGUACGCUGCCUCCUGUUUCUGCAUGUCUGUUCCGGAACGCAGCAGCGUCACUAGAGGCGGGAUGGCUCCUUCUUUAGCAAUCGCCACGCAGUUGUCGUCGUUGUUGCUGGCCAUCGUCCCCAACGUCUCCGCCGACCAAAGUUUCUGGUUGGCUGUUCCAUGCAGCAGAAGAGCAACGAGAGGUGACAACACUCCAGCAUCCCGCAGUCUUUCUCCUUCUCCACGAGUUGCUAAGCAAGAACAGAGGAUCGAUGCUGACUGGAUCUCUGGCUGGGCAGCUUCUCGAAUGCAUCCGCGCGGUGCUUCGAACUCGGACUCGCUCAUCUUGGAGUAA
Messenger RNA from Phytophthora infestans T30-4, 399 nucleotides. RefSeq lists its product as uncharacterized. The transcript has 2 exons. Lineage: Eukaryota; Oomycota; Peronosporomycetes; Peronosporales; Peronosporaceae. The record is from RefSeq and is a predicted model, not a curated record. Bases 1 to 399 code for a protein of 132 amino acids.